Molecule: messenger RNA, 1110 nt
Organism: Caenorhabditis remanei
Lineage: Eukaryota; Metazoa; Nematoda; Chromadorea; Rhabditida; Rhabditidae
Exons: 4
Coding region: 1-1110 (369 amino acids)
Source: RefSeq, a predicted model, not a curated record
AUGUGUACAAUUUUCAGAGCAAAACUGUCCAUUUGUUCAUACCGAUUGGAACUACAUCUUCGAUCGUAUAAACGAAAGAUCGACCGUAUUCAUAUCCACUUGAGUAACACGUUCUAUCUACUCGAAAUGUUCUAUUUAGAAAACCGUUUUGGUGUCUGGUUCGAAGAAGAGGACGAAAAUAAGAAUUUACCGAGGCCAAUGAAUACUGUAACAAGAUUGCGGCAGUUUAGUGGAAGCUUUGAGGCGGAACACGAUUGUCUUCUCAUCUUAUUUCAACCGUUCCCGCCUUCUCUGUGUUUCGACGUCUCUCAUCUCCUACUUUCUCUAUAUUCUUGCCCUCUUAUCGAUUGGGCUUUUUACCUGAAUCAGCUGGAAAUUGAGACCGUCCGUCGAUACUUGGAUAUAAUCCUUCAGGGGAGAUGCGAACAGAUCACAUUCUUUCGAAGCGAGAUGAGUUGUGAGUUUUUGACAGAGUUGAUGGACAAGAUACCAUUGGAUAAGAAAUUGAAAAUCGAUUCCGGUAUUCCGGCGGAUUUCAGACAUCCUAAUGCUCUCAAAUUCUACGGUUCGCAAUAUAAAAACGGGCGGUGGAUUACACUGGAUGACCUGAAAACGAUUCGAAAUGUCUUGUAUGUCUACUUAGAUUCCACUAUUUUCAAUUGUCACGAUAUCAAUCAAUUCCUUCACUAUUGGAUUAACUGUGACGAAAAGAUGUUCGUUCAAAUGAAUUUACAGUUGGAUGAUAGCGUGGAAAUUGAUGAAGAUGCUGUGAAAGACGGCUUGAUCACCGUGCAACCCAAACAACUGGAAGAACCCGAUGAAGUUCUGUGCUUAUAUUUAAAAAUGAAGAACCCGAAUAAUGAACAAUGUGAUAUGUGUUGUUUGACAAUACUCAAGGAUCAUAAUGCCAGAUUCGAUUCUUGGAAAUCUGAUGAAACUUCAAUAAAAUCCGAAGUACUUGAAUUACUAGAGAAGAAAAAGAAUCUGGAAUUGGAAAAUGAAGAUUCGGAGACUUCGGAAACGAGGAAACAGGAGAUCGCAGAGGAAAUAGAGCAGUUGAUACUUCUUGCAUUUGAGAAGAACGAGAAUUAUUAUGUUUUUGAAGUCUAG